CCGAAACCACCGGCCUGGAGUCGGGAGUCGGCUCCCGGGAUCCCGGGCCUGCGAGCCGCCGGAUUCUGGCCGUUCCGCCCACUAGCUAGGGCUGAGUAGGAGCGGAAAGGGGGCGUCUGCCCCCCCUCUGGGGGGGCAGGACAGAGCCCCGGGCCGGGCACCGCCUGGUACCUGGGUGAUGCCAGUGUCCUGGUUCCUGCUGUCCUUGGCGCUGGGCCGCAGCCCGGGGAUCCUCGCCCUCGAGAGGCUGCUGGGGUCCCAGGACACCGUCCGCUGCUCCCCGGGCCUGUCCUGCCAGCUCUGGGACGGCGACGUGCUGUGUGUGCAGGAGCGCCUGGUGCCCGCCCCCGGCCCUGUGCUGGUGCCCACUCAGCUGCAGACAGAGCUGGUGCUCAGGUGCCACCAGAAGCACGACUGUGACCUCUGUGUGCGCGUCACCCUCCACCUGGCCGUGCUCGGGCCUUCCGAAGAGCCUGAAGGUGAGGCCGAGUUGGCGAGAGCCGCCCCAGCGCCUGAGGUGCCCGCAAACGGCUCUGUCCAGGCCCACGUCGUACUGUCCUUCCAGGACUACCUGGUCUCCCGCUGCGCCCUGCUGGAGGUGCAGGUGCCCGCGGCCCGUGCGCAGCCUGGACAGUCCGUGGGCUCCCUGGUGUUUGAGUGUUUCGAGGCCACGCUGGGCGCCGAGGUGCAUGUAUUUGCCUACACCCUGCCCCGGUACCAGCAGGAACUGAGCCUCACGCGGCAGCUGCCCGACUGCAGGGGGCUCGGAGUCCGGGACAGUGUCCAGAGCUGUCGGGCCCUGCCCUGGGUCAGCGUGUCCGCGGACGGGGAUGAGGUGCAGCUGCAGCUGGACGUGUCUGAGGACCAGCGCUUCGGCCUCUCCGUGUACCUGAACCAGAGCCGGGGCGCCCCCCGACGCUGGUGGGCCCGAAACCUGACUGGGCCUCAGACCAUCCCGCUGAGCCCCCAAGACCUGCUUCCUUGCCUCUGUGUCCAGGUCUGGCCUCUGGAGCCUGACUCCAUCCGAACGAGCACUUGCCCCUUUGGGACAGACCCACGUGCGCACCGCAACCUCUGGCAAUCUGUCCGAGUGCAGCUGUUGCCCCCGACGGGCUGGAGGCUGGACGCGCCCUGCCCGGUCUCUGCUGUGGCCGAGCUGUGCUGGCAGGCUCCAGGCGGGGGCCCCUGCCAACCACUGGUGCCGCCACUGUCCCCAGAGAAUGUCACUGCCAACAGGGCCCUUGAGUUCCCGCUGCUGGAAGGGCACCCCAACCUGUGUGUCCAGGUGAGCGGCUGGGAGGGGCCGCCGCUGCUGGAGUGCCUGUGGGCAGACUCGCUGGGCCCUCCCAAGACGGAUACGCUGCUGGUGGAGACGCGAGGGGCGCCCGGCAACGGCUCGUUCUGUGCCCUGGACGCCCGUGGCUGCACCCCGCUGCUCGGCAGGGCCUCCCCGAGGACAGCGCAUAUUGGGCAGCAGAUUCUCCAGGACCUGCGGGCAGGCCAGUGUCUGCAGCUGUUCCGAGAUGACCUGGUGGUGCUCUGGGCCUGCGCCAUGGACAAGUAUGUCCACCGGCGCUGGGCCCUGGUGUGGCUGGCUUGCCUGCUGCUUGCGGCCGUGUUCGUCGUCCUGGGGCUCCUCAAGAAGGACCCAGUGAAAGGGUGGCUGAGGCUCCUGAAGCUGGACGUCGGCGUGGGGGGGGGCACCCGGGCCCGCGCCGCGCUGCUGCUCUACUCGGCGGACGACGCGGGCUUCGAGCGCCUGGUGGGCGCCCUGGCGUCGGCGCUGGGCCAGCUCCGGCUGCGCGUGGCCGUGGACCUGUGGAGCCGGCGGGAGCUGGGCGCGCUGGGGCCGCUGGCCUGGGCGCACGCGCGGCGGCGCCAGACGCUGCAGGAGGGCGGCCUGGUGGUGCUGCUCUUCUCGCCGGGCGCCGUGGCGCUGUGCCGCGAGUGGCUGCAGGCCGGGCCGCCGGCCGCCGUGGCCGCGCCGCAGGCCGCCUUCGCCGCGGCGCUCAGCUGCGUGCUGCCCGACUUCCUGCAGGGCCGCGCGGCCGGCCGCUACGUGGGCGCCUGCUUCGACGGGCUGCUGGCGCCCGCCGCCGUGCCCGCGCCCUUCCGCGCCGCGCCGCUCUUCGCGCUGCCCGCGCAGAUGCCCGCCUUCCUGGGCGCGCUGCUGGGCGCGGCGCGGCCCGCGCGGCUGCGGGCGAGCGCCGAGCUCGUGGCGCGGGCGCUGCGGCCCGCCCUGGACAGCUGCGUGCGCGCGCGGGGGGGCGCGGGCGGGGGCGAAUAAAGGCGCCGCUGAACCCUACGCUCGGCUGCAGCGUGUCUCUCCGGGAGCCCCCGCGGGCCGCCGCGGGCCCAGGACGCGCCGGCAGGUGCGCACGCCCGGCGCCGCCGCGGGUUGGCU
Messenger RNA from Sorex araneus (European shrew), 2404 nucleotides. It is a transcript of the gene IL17RC, whose product is annotated as interleukin 17 receptor C. Gene Ontology annotation, molecular function: interleukin-17 receptor activity. The coding region runs from base 179 to 2287 and encodes 702 amino acids. NCBI's taxonomy places the organism in Eukaryota, Metazoa, Chordata, Mammalia, Eulipotyphla, Soricidae. The transcript is spliced from 19 exons. The record is from RefSeq and is a predicted model, not a curated record.